AUGCUUGGUAACAUUUCGGAAAAGAGCGCCGGAUACAAUUUCUAUCUGGAGACCUCUAUUUACUGUAAUGUCAACUAUCAGUGCCUGCGAAUGAUAUAUCUCCUGCACAGUUGGCCGAUUAGUGGAGCCUAUGUAAUGGUGAUAAAUAAGAUCAUGGAAUUGCAUAGAAAUAUGUGCUCAACAUUUGAUAGAUCCAAUUUUACGCUUGAGCAUAAUAUUCUCAUCAUUUCUGUCGUCGAAUUCAGUUUGACUCUGCUUCAGAUAUGGAAUCAAAUGAUGACUAGCUACAUUCUUCUGGUGUUCGUCUAUCAUUUGGUCUUAUUUGAGCUAUUUUAUUGGGCCUACUUUCUCUAUCAGUUGAUUUUGAUUGCCUGGCACCAGGUAUUGCUCAAUUUGCUCAGUUCCUAUGCCGGGAAUCGUAGGCCCAACAAACGUGAUCGCCAUCAGCUAAUGCUCUUUUACGGCUUUUAUUUUCGUAUGUGCGCGAUACACGGCCACAUUACACAACACUGGCUGAAGAUAGCGGGCGGGCUGUUCGCCAGUAUUGCCAUCUUAUCGGCGGAUAUUUCCGAAGAACUGUUUGAUAUUAUCUAUAAACAAAAGAGUCCUUUGGAGAAGUGGAAAUAUUUUGUGGUCUACAAGAUAGGCAAUUGCUUGACACCAAUAGUAAAAAUUUUCCUCUUGGGCCUAUGCAAUAAUCGCAUCGAGAAACUGACCAAACUUCUGGGUCAACAAAUCUAUCUGAUUGAACUGUUGCACUGGAAGAGAUCUCUGGACAAGCUGCCGUCAAUUAAGAGAAAACCUUUUACCAGUCUGCUGGCUUCUAAGUCAGUUAUUCUCGAUGGAGCGGUUGGAGCGGUACCUAUUCGAGUGGAGCGUUAG
Drosophila virilis is the source of this 882-nucleotide messenger RNA. NCBI's taxonomy places the organism in Eukaryota, Metazoa, Arthropoda, Insecta, Diptera, Drosophilidae. The record is from RefSeq and is a predicted model, not a curated record.